AUGGCAGACGAAACGACUGAAUUUCAUCUAAGUUGUGUUUACUGUGAAGCAAAAGAUUUUAACACUGGUAGAUGCCGAAUUGCACCAAGGAUAAUUGAAACAAUUGGCGGAAAGAUCAAUUCGCCGGUUCGACUGACAGUUGACUCUGGAUUUGUAUUUUGUUCCUUGUGGCCAAGAACUAAUGGAAACGACAAUGUUAUUCAAUAUGAUUCGCUUGUCACCCUUCCGAACAACGCGAAUACGUGCAAGAUGAACGAUACUUGUUACAAGAAGAACAUAUCAGAAAAGAAUAUUGUUAUCGUUGAGCCUGUGGAUGCAAAAACCGUUGUUGUGUCUCUAUUUUUUCGCAAAGGAGCUGAAGAUUUUGAUCACAACUUGACUGAAGUUGCACGAGAAAUGAAGAGAGAAAGAGUUUCUGGCUAUUUAUUAAGAGGCUGUAUCAUUAUGCAGGGAUGUGUUAUUCAGCCGAAGGAGCUUAGAAACAAUCACAGUUCAUCUAAAAGAAUCGCAAAGAUUUUGAUACUCUCCACAGAACCCUCGACCCAGUACCUAGAGGAUAACCCAGUGAAGGUCACUGAUAAAACAAAAAUUAUUGUUCAGUCAGUCAGCAGGGAAUGUGAGCUUGAAAACAAGAACAAUGAGGUCCUAGCAGGUCUUGAUGAUACAGUGAGGGAACUUCAAGAAGUGUUAAGCUAUCCUUUUCAGUAUCCAAAGUGCUUUGGUCAUUUAGGACUUGAGUGCCCCAAGGGAAUUUUACUGCAAGGAGCUCCAGGGGUUGGGAAGACUCUCCUUGUUAAGAGUGUAACUUCACAGUGCAGAGCACAGUUAAUAACACUGAAUGGCACAGAUGUGUUUGGGCCACAUCCAGGAGAGAGUGAAGAAAAUUUGAGGAAAACUUUUGAGAUUGCAAGGUAA
Messenger RNA from Orbicella faveolata, 915 nucleotides. Its product is annotated as spermatogenesis-associated protein 5-like protein 1. Lineage: Eukaryota; Metazoa; Cnidaria; Anthozoa; Scleractinia; Merulinidae. The record is from RefSeq and is a predicted model, not a curated record.